UGACUUUCCUCCCUGUCUGUCAGUGGAGCUUUUGGAAACUAAAGAGGAACAAAUGUUGUACAGACACUUUUUGUGUGAAGGGAUUACAGUUCAAGCUCUCUCUCGUUCUCAUUGGCUUGGCUGUUGUGACAGUGGUGUGGUGAUGAUGGCUGACAUGUCCAAGCAUCAUCCAUAACAAGCUUCCAACUAGGUCCAGUGUGACUCCCUUGCAUGCACCAAGCAGGCUGUGUGCACUUUUUUAGUUCCAGGAGAUUCAAACGCUUCUUCAGUCAGUUGGGAAUUGCAGGGUCAAACAUUUUCUUCAGACAGAUCAUUCUUGAGUCAGUCUGUCUUCUACACUUCUCUGUCAAUUUCCCUUUUACGCACGAGGGGAUCAUGCGCUUUUUGGAGAGGUGACUCACUUUAAAGUGUGCACAUAAAUGAAUGUGCCAGUUCCCGAAAUGGCAAAACCUUUAGAUCACAUAAAGAGACCCAUGAACGCCUUCAUGGUGUGGUCCAGAGGCCAGAGGCGAAAGAUGGCACAGGAGAACCCGAAGAUGCACAACUCAGAAAUCAGCAAGAGACUCGGCGCAGAGUGGAAGCUGCUCUCCGACUCCGAGAAACGCCCGUACAUCGACGAGGCCAAGAGGCUGCGAGCCCAGCACAUGCAGGAGCAUCCGGACUAUAAGUACAGACCGCGGCGCAAACCGAAGAGUCUCCCGAAGAGGGACAGAUUUGUUUUCCCGCUGCCCUCUUUACUCGGAGAGGCAGCGGAGCACUUGAGGGGAUUUUCCAUGGACUCCUUUCUCGUCCCCGGGGACAAAACCAGAGCUUUCCUCGCCCCUGCCUCUUCCUCCCCUUCCUCACCCUUCUCUCUGCUGGAGCCGGUGGCGCAGUUCAGCACCGGAGCUGUCCAGCGGGUGGCGGAGAUUCACUCUCUGCCCUACAGCGCGCACAGCUUUGGCCACCAUACUGGUGGGAUUGGAGGACUGGUUUGCCCCGGACAGCACACCCACACCCACCCGUCACAUUCCAGUGCGGGAUACGUGCUGCCAUGUAACUGUAGCGCCUGGUCUGCGGCCAGUUUACACCCUCAGGUGGCGUAUGUUCUCUUCCCCGGAGGAAUGAACAGGAGCAGCAUGGACUCUUUUACUUCCCCCAGCUCCAGCGUGCAGAGUGGGUAGGAAGACGCACAGUCAUUACGCACAGGACCUCUCCAAAAAUCAAAUUGGCUAUAUAUUUAUUCUACAGUUUUACUUUUCACUUUUAUUUAACAUCUAACUGUAAUGGAGAAAUGCAAUGUUUAUCCAUUUUUAAAACGUCAUUGUUUACUACUGCUGCAUCACAGCUUAGUCCAUGUCAAUACAGGGUCAAGUUUGCCAGAUUGGGUGGUUUUCUGGAAGAGACGAGAGGUGAAAAGGACAGUUGUAAUAACAGAAAUAACGACAGUCAAUUACUGUGAUAUUUUUAGUAUACCAGAUUGCUACUGCCUGUUUUUUUUUUGUUUCGAAAGGUUAAAUGUUUCAAUAAAUCAUUGAAUUUGUAUUUAUUUAUUCAGAUGAAAACGUUUUUGAGAGAAUUUUACAAAGAAACACUAAAAAUCCAUCAACAUUAUGACUUAGCUGCUAUUCAGUGACUGAUGUUAAUGAGAAGUUUAAACUCUUCUUUAUAUUACUGUUUAUUAUGAUUUUAUUACUGAGAUGCCAUACCUGUUGUGUAUCAGCUGUAAUGAAAAACAAACUUUGUGGGUAAUAAUAAAGAUAAUGUGGAGAAGUACCAAACAAUAUUGUUGUGUAAAAGCAAUCCAGACCAAUGAUAAGAGAAGAAUAGUCUUUAGUCUCAGUUCAUGACAAAAAGGGAAUCAGGAAUGUCAAUCACACAAUCAUCAUCUUAACUGGAGGUGGUUAAUAUUUGCCAUUUUCUCCAUUAUAUGAAAAUAUUGCAAAGUGUACAUGUUGUCCUCAAGAUUACUAAGAUAACAAUGUAAUUAUUCAUCCAAAGGAUUAUUUGGCACAGUUGAAUUUCAUGUGUUUAACUUAGUUUACAUAUUAUCUUUUAUUUGAGUGUUUUACAUCAACAUAAUGUUCGUAAUAAUAAUCGUGUUUAUUAUUUGACAGCGACUGAUUUGAAACUUUUACUUUGUGUAUUUGAAUGCUUUGUCUUUGUGCAUCAGGCUCCAGUUUGGGAGAUUGUCUGCAAACCAGCAUCAUCUCAGCAGCAGCAAACAGAAAAACCUUCAGUCAGUGAUUCAGUUUCCCGUGGUUAGAAGGGAUUUUAAGCAAAAAAUGCAAAUCAAAUAAUCAGCAGGAUUUUUUGGUUCGUGAAAAAGAAGUGCAGGAUUCACAGCAUGUUGAGUUAAGAGGAGCAGCUAACAAGAUGCAUUCAAAGACCCUGGUGAAUUUCAUCACUUCUGGGGAAUCUACAGCAGAGGUCUCAAACUCGCGGCGCGUGCGCCACAUGCUGCCCUCCAAUCCGUUGGAUGUGGCCGCCACUUAAGCUCUUAGUACAUUUUGCAUCAUAAAUACAUUUUUAUGUGAACUACA
This is a messenger RNA of Solea solea (common sole), 2522 nucleotides long. Its product is annotated as transcription factor Sox-14-like. Gene Ontology annotation, biological process: cell differentiation; regulation of DNA-templated transcription; anatomical structure morphogenesis. Gene Ontology annotation, molecular function: DNA-binding transcription factor activity, RNA polymerase II-specific; RNA polymerase II cis-regulatory region sequence-specific DNA binding. Bases 420 to 1163 code for a protein of 247 amino acids. The record is from RefSeq and is a predicted model, not a curated record. The transcript has a single exon. Lineage: Eukaryota; Metazoa; Chordata; Actinopteri; Pleuronectiformes; Soleidae.